This is a messenger RNA of Botrytis byssoidea, 1617 nucleotides long. RefSeq lists its product as uncharacterized. NCBI's taxonomy places the organism in Eukaryota, Fungi, Ascomycota, Leotiomycetes, Helotiales, Sclerotiniaceae. Gene Ontology annotation, biological process: cardiolipin biosynthetic process. Gene Ontology annotation, molecular function: CDP-diacylglycerol-glycerol-3-phosphate 3-phosphatidyltransferase activity. Gene Ontology annotation, cellular component: mitochondrion. The record is from RefSeq and is a predicted model, not a curated record. Bases 1 to 1617 code for a protein of 538 amino acids. The transcript is spliced from 4 exons.
AUGAUCGUUAGGACUAUUACACGCUGUUCUCGCAUUCGGAAGGGUCCCUCCUUUCAACCACCAUUACAACGAAUGAAACAGCGAGCACAUUCGACAUCUACAGGUUCUACUGCUACUACGCCCACAACACCCUCUCCUGCUUCGAUACUAGGCGCUUUUACAAAUGAGUGUGAUAAAGUAGCUCCAAAAUUUGAGGUGGAUGGCUCGCAGAUACAAAUUUUACGGACGCCAUCAGAAUUCUACGAGACGUUGAAGAGCAAAAUACUGGCAGCAGAGACACGAAUUUUCUUAUCGACUUUGUAUAUAGGAAAAACAGAACAUGAAUUAAUAUCCACACUUCAGCAAGCUUUGCGUGCAAAACCGGGUUUGAAACUUAGUAUUCUUACUGAUGCCUUAAGAGGUACGAGAGAGUCUCCCAAUGCGUCAUGUGCUUCACUUCUCGCCCCGUUGGUGUCAGAGUUUGGUGCAGAUAGGGUCGAGAUUCGUAUGUACCAUACCCCGAAUUUGAAUGGAUUAAGGAAAAGGUAUAUUCCAAAAAGAAUUAAUGAGGGAUGGGGUUUGCAACACAUGAAGUUAUAUGGAGUGGAUGAUGAAAUUAUCAUAUCCGGUGCAAAUCUCUCCAGUGACUAUUUCACAAACCGGCAAGAUAGAUAUCAUGUGUUUUCCUCUAAAGAAGUCACUCAGUAUUUUUACAACAUCCAGAAUGCAGUCUCGAGUUUGAGCUUCUUGGUAUCGCCAGACCCUCAACUGCCAGCUGGAUACACGCUUGAGUGGCCCUCCUCAAAUUCCUGUCCUUCUCCUCUGACAGACUCCCAAAAAUACAUUUCUCAUGCAUCAUCCGUUCUCACACCCUUGAUUCAAGCUUCAACAACAUCGAACUCGACAUCCAGCAAUCCUCAAGCUAACACAGCGAUCUAUCCCAUCUCCCAAUUUACACCGUUGUUCCCUUCGACCUCCGACACAUCCACCGAGCUUCCCCUUCUCACCCGUCUCCUUACCUUCCUCAAUUCUCCCACCACUCCUUCGUCCUGGACUUUCACAGCCGGCUAUUUCAAUCCGUCGCCAACUCUUACCUCCCUGCUCCUCCACACAACAUCAAAAAAUAACACCGUCCUAACCGCUUCCCCUCACGCCAACGGCUUCUACAAAUCCCCUGGAGUCUCCGGCAUGCUCCCCGCAGCCUACACCCUUCUCCUCCGCAAAUUUCUCGUCGCAGCUCAGAAAAUUCAGGGACCAUUUCCAUCCAUCACUCUACGAGAAUGGAAAAGGGGAACUGUCAACGAGCCUGAAGGUUGGACGUAUCACGCUAAGGGACUUUGGGUAUCGUUCCCCACCCAAUCAUCCUCCUCGUCCUCAACCGAGACUCCCAAGCCAGCAAUCACAGUACUAGGUAGUAGUAACUACACCAAACGAUCCUAUACAUUAGACCUCGAAACAGGUGUCAUGAUCGUAACCCGUGAUCCGGAGUUGCAAGAGAGACUAAGACAGGAAAGAGAUGGGUUGGGAGAGUGGGCAAGCGAGAUUGGGCUGAAGGAGUUCCAGAGUAGUGAGAGGAGGGUGGGGUUGCAUGUUAGGAUUGCGAUGUGGAUUGUGGGGGUUGUGGGCGGUGCUUUGUAA